AUGCACACCCUACACAACGCCAGUGCAUACACACUCCUGAUCUAUGUGUUUUGCAAAAUCCUUGGUGGACUUGCAUUGAAUGAACCUAGUCUGCUUCAAAUGUUAGUAGUUGGGAGAUGCUCCGAGUGGAAAUUUACGCAAGGAAUAUAUGGGAUAGAUUGUCAGAACGUGUGGACGGAAUUUGAGAAAAUAAUUACGGGGGAACAACUGAGUCUGUUGUGCACCAUGGAUCCAAAGCUAUUCGAUCCCUUUGUUGAUAGCUUGUUUGGAUACCAACCAAAACUUUCAAAACCUUUCUUCUGGUCAGGAACAAGACCAUUCUCGAUUCCGUUUUGCAGAAACCUUGGAAUUUGUGAUGUGUUAGAGGGCACACUUCCCGGUUAUAUAUUUAACGGCUUGGACUGGUGCGACCUAAAACAGACAGCUGGAAAGGUCUAUCACACACAAUGCGGCUGCAGCGGCAAAGCAGAUCUUGUGUAUGCGUUUUGGAAAAGUGCUUCAAGUUCAUUUUCAAAGCUCGUUGAAGGUGACGUCGGAUUGUUUCUUAACGGGUCAUUUGCGAUCCCUUACGAUAGAAAUCGUACGUUUGGUAGCUCGGAAUUGCCAAACCUGCAUUUUCCCCGAGUGACAAAACUCACUGCUUACAUCGUAUAUCCUUUGGAGAAAGUAGAGUUGAGUCCUCCUGUUGGAUGUAAGUCAGAAAAUCUGAUGACCCUAAAAGCCGAUGUCCAAAAGAAGAACAUAUCCUACGAGUGCGUUGACCAGCCUAUAUUCGCGCUACAAUAUUUGUGCAUCUCGAAUCCCACAAGCAGGCAUUGCCUGACGAACAUAUCGUCGCACAAUUCAAUCAACUAUUUCAUACUCUGUCUCUCCUUUUUUGCUUCCACGUUCCUCGUCAGAACGUGACUACACCUCUCUCCCUAACACGAACCUACCUAAUAAUAACCACAGAUUUUAUCUUGCAGUAAAAGCACUCUUGCAUAUAUUCUUUUAAUAUUUCACCCAUUUUAAUACCAAAACAUACUACCUAUGUUCACGCUAUUGUUUUUGGGUUGGACGUUUCUCUCAAUGAUCCGCUCUGUAAUAAGUCCCAUGUUUCUCUUGCUGAUACUUGUCAAUUUUAUGCAAUAAUUGAGGUACGGCCAUUUGAUGAAAGCAAUUAAAUACUGCAAUCACAAGCGAACUCAGUUAUCCUCGGAACAGUUACUCAGCUGCACAUGUGUCGUUCAAAUCACUUUCCCACGAGACUUGAAUACAUCUUUGUCUGCAGUGAGGAACCGCGCAGUUUCUACUGAAAGCUACGGGCAGCGACUUAAAUCUUCGAUCGUCAGUCAUACGAGCGUCAAUCGUGCCGCUUCUUGUGGGAUACAUGAAAAUUUAGUAAAAUAAUUUUCUUAAAUACACCGCUCAGUGGACCUGAUCAAAAGUACACCUUCUGUGCAAAGGUACUGGUACAUUAUAUGACAUGAGAAAUUUACGCAAGUUG
Molecule: messenger RNA, 1486 nt
Organism: Opisthorchis viverrini
Lineage: Eukaryota; Metazoa; Platyhelminthes; Trematoda; Opisthorchiida; Opisthorchiidae
Exons: 8
Coding region: 1-906 (301 amino acids)
Biological process (GO): positive regulation of B cell proliferation
Cellular component (GO): plasma membrane
Molecular function (GO): NAD+ nucleosidase activity; phosphorus-oxygen lyase activity
Source: RefSeq, a predicted model, not a curated record